GCCAACUAGCCAAGUUGUGCGACUGGUGCAGCCAUUCAUCGAUUCAGCUAAACAAAGUUCGAUCGAGGUCCAGUCAACCGGAGUAUCGCCCAAGGGAUAAAUGGCGGGUCAUAAUUACCUGAGCGACCCGAGAAAUCCCUUCUUCUCGUUAGAGGACGACGUGGACGACGAGACAUUUCUGAGGAGCGCGCCAGCCAGGACUGCACCCGCGGGGCGUUAUCAGAAUCUCGACAAUGACAUUACGCAAACACGCCAGCAGUUGCUGCAACGUAAGAAGGAGAUUGAGGAACGCACGGUACAAUCCUCGGAAAGGUCCGUUUCGCUUCUCCGAGAUUCCGAACAAAUUGGUGUAGCUACAGCCGAGGAGCUAAUCAGACAAAAGGAACAGCUGCAGAGGACGGAGAAAAGAUUAGAUGAUAUCAACAGUACAUUAAGAUUUAGUCAGAAACAUAUUCAAGGCAUAAAGAGUGUAUUUGGUAGUCUCAAGAAUUAUCUCAGUGGCAAAUCGUUGGAUGCUCCGAUACCAUCUACUAAACUCUCAGAGUCUUCCAGUUCUGGAUCUAUGACGUCUCCUGCAUUGUCCAAUACUCUGGAACAAGUACAAAACGACAUGAGUAAUUCGUACUCGUCGACAAUGAUAAGAGCAAGUUACGACGACCAUGAUCUGGAGGAUGUUAAACCGGCUGGCGACAGGGUAACCAAGGUUCUCGAACAAAAUCUAAGUGAGAUGAGUGGAUCAUUGGCAAGACUGAAACAUCUAGCGAUCGGUUUGUCCGAAGAAAUUGAUUCGCAGAACGAUCUCAUCGAUAAUAUCACUGAUAAAACAGAGAAAACAGACAUCAUGUUGCAGCAACAAAAUAAAGAUAUGUUACAUCUAUUGAAGAAAUAAGGUUAUAUCGGAAGCUUCUUGCUUGUACUAUUAUGAUAUUAAAUAUACUUCUAUGAAGUAUAUAUACAUAUUGCACGACAGAUCUUUCACGUUAAUUUCUAUUGUUAAAUCUGGUGUGAUAUCAAUUAUGUUGCGCGAAUGUCUUUUAUAGAGAGUUUUUCACAAGGCGAGAUUGCGAACAAGUUUAUUGUUAGAAUCCGUCGUCUUUAAUAAAGAAGCACUUCUUAUAUGUAUAAUUGUUUAUACCGUACAACUAAAUGCCUCAUCUUUACGUGCGAAUGUUAAACUAAAAAAGAUUUUCGUUAUUUCUCAACAUCUUUUGUAGCCUUUUAAGAUGGAAACUGUGAUAAGUAUAUAUGUAUAUCCAUGUGUAACAAUUGUCCUAAGUUGAUCUUGAUUUAUUAUCGGUUUGAAAACACAAUUUAUCUAAGAAAUAAAAACUUGUAAACGUCAA
Molecule: messenger RNA, 1343 nt
Organism: Vollenhovia emeryi
Lineage: Eukaryota; Metazoa; Arthropoda; Insecta; Hymenoptera; Formicidae
Gene: Snap29
Product: synaptosomal-associated protein 29
Exons: 2
Coding region: 101-889 (262 amino acids)
Biological process (GO): exocytosis; synaptic vesicle priming; synaptic vesicle fusion to presynaptic active zone membrane
Cellular component (GO): SNARE complex; plasma membrane
Molecular function (GO): syntaxin binding; SNAP receptor activity
Source: RefSeq, a predicted model, not a curated record